Podospora anserina S mat+ is the source of this 1860-nucleotide messenger RNA. RefSeq lists its product as uncharacterized. Gene Ontology annotation, molecular function: catalytic activity. The record is from RefSeq and is a predicted model, not a curated record. The transcript is spliced from 3 exons. Lineage: Eukaryota; Fungi; Ascomycota; Sordariomycetes; Sordariales; Podosporaceae. The coding region runs from base 1 to 1860 and encodes 619 amino acids.
AUGAAGGCCUCACCGACUGCGCUCGGCAUCUUUGCCAUCACGAGCCUUCAGUCUCUGGCGUCCGCCCUGACAAUCGCCGAGAUCAAUGGCAACAAGUACAUCUCGCCAUACUCAGGGCAGACCGUGACCAACGUCACCGGUCUCCUGAUCGCCAAGGGUCCCAACGGAGUAUUCAUUCGGUCGACAACCCCGGACAAGGACAUUGCCACUUCUGAGGCCAUCUAUGUCUUUGACCGCAAUGUGGGUGCCAACCUGACCGUGGGCGACAUCAUCUCUUUGGAUGCCAAGGUGCUCGAGUAUCGGUCAAGCAACGCCUACCUCUAUCUGACCGAGUUGUCCACUCCCAAGAAUGUCCAGGUGCUCUCCAGCGGGAACAAGGUGAAGGCCUUGGUGAUUGGGAAGGACACAAUCGACCCCCCCAACACUCAGUUCAGCUCGCUGGAUGGCGGUGACAUCUACAAUGUGCCCAACGGAGUGGCCAACAUCUCCGAAGUGAACCCUGUGCUGGAGCCCAAGAAGUUUGGAUUGGAUUUCUGGGAGAGCUUGAGCGGUGAACUGGUCACCGUUCGAAAGCCGAGUGUGAUCAAGCAACCCAACAACUAUGGUGAUACCUGGGUCGUCGGUGACUGGAAGGUCACGGGGAAGAACAAGCAGGGAGGCAUCACCAUGACCGACAAAGAUUCCAACCCAGAGGCUAUCGUCAUUGGCUCCCCUCUUGAUGGCACCAAGAACCCCAACACCAGCAAGAUGGGCGAUGAACUCGAGGAAAUCACCGGUGUCGUGCAACAUGCCUUUGGUUUCUACUCGAUCCUCCCCCUCACCGCCGUCAAGGUGAGCAAGCCCGCCAAGGGUGUUGCUGCUCAGAAGCCCACCAGCCUCAAGAGCAAGGGCCAGUGCAAGGCCAUCACUGUCGGCAGCUACAACGUCGAAAAUCUGUCUCCUUCGUCUGAACACCUGCCCCUGAUUGCCAGCCACGUCGUCACCUACCUCAAGUCCCCUGAUUUCCUCUUCCUCCAGGAAGUCCAGGACAACUCGGGCCCCACCAACAACGACGGCAUCACCUCUGCCAACCUGACCCUUUCCGCUCUCGCUGCCAGCAUCAAGGCCGCUGGUGGUCCGACCUACGAGUUCGCCGAGGUUGCACCCGCCACCCCUAACCUUGACGGUGGCCAGCCAGGCGGCAACAUCCGUCCCGCCUAUCUCUACAACCCAGCCAUCAUCUCCCUUUACAAACCCAACCAGGGCCAAGGGGACGAUGCCACCUCCGUUGUGAAGGGUUCGGGCAAGAACUCUCCUCCCUCCCUGACCUUCAACCCGGGCCGCAUUGAGCCUGCCAACCCAGCCUGGACCGCCUCUCGCAAGCCCGUUGUCGGUGCCUGGGUCGCCAAGGGUGCCACCAAGCCUUUCUUCACCGUCAACGUCCACUUCGGCAGCAAGGGCGGCGGUUCCAGCCUCCACGGCGACCGUCGUCCUCCCAUCAAUGGUGGUGUGACUGACAGACUUGCCCAGGCUAACGUCACUGCUACCUUCAUCUCCCAGAUCCUCAACGCCGACCCCAAAGCUGCCGUCAUCUCCGCCGGCGACUUCAACGAGUUCUCCUUUGUCCGGCCCAUGAAGACUUUUGCCGAGAUCAGCAAGAUGAAGGACCUGGACGAGGUGGCCGGCAUCAAGCCCACCGAGCGGUACACUUACGCCUUUGACAUGAACGCCCAGGCGCUCGACCACAUGUACGUCAGCCCUUCGCUUGCGGCCAGCAGCAAGAGCGACUUUGAGCACAUUCACGUCAACACUUGGGGGUCGUACGCCGAGAUGGUGUCGGACCAUGAUCCCAGCGUGGCUCUGUUUGAUUUGUGCGGGUGA